Molecule: messenger RNA, 1227 nt
Organism: Anopheles gambiae (African malaria mosquito)
Lineage: Eukaryota; Metazoa; Arthropoda; Insecta; Diptera; Culicidae
Product: trypsin-1-like
Exons: 4
Coding region: 212-1168 (318 amino acids)
Biological process (GO): proteolysis
Molecular function (GO): serine-type endopeptidase activity
Source: RefSeq, a predicted model, not a curated record
GCAUGAUGUGACUCCACCAAUGGUUCAUCGAUAUGCAUCGUUAGCUUAUCAUGCGAGUUUCGCAGCAAAACUACCUACCCCUAUGACGAUAAAAGCUUCAAUGAUUGAGCACUUGAUUAAGCGGUGGAAUGCAAAUGUUCAUGGUAAUUUAUGCUUGAUGUAAUUGUAAUGCACAGAUCAGCCAUUCAGUAGCGAACUGUCCAUCAUCAAUAUGGGACAUUGGGCGAAUGUGCUGCUUCUUGCAGCAAUACUCUGCAGCUACGCAGGCUCUUUACAAGCUUCCCGGGAUAAAAGAAUGGCAGCCGGAACAGAUGUGGCACAGUCGGAGGUACCGUAUCAGGCGUCGUUCCGUUUAAUCGAACAAGACCGCCAUUUGGGGAGUGGAGCCAUACUCAACGUUCGUUUCAUCAUUACGCAAGCCUCUUUUAUAUGGAAACUGAUGCGCACCUAUCCGGGGCAACCACUUUCUGAAUUGGCACGCAUCCGGCUGGGACAAGUAGAGCUCAAGUCUAAAAUAGACGAUCGGUUCUACACGAUCUAUUCGCACACGUAUCAUCCCGAGUUCGAUUUUGAAGCUGCCCGCAACGAUGUUGCGCUAGUACGGACGCGCGAGUACAUUGAUUUUAACCGUUUCGUACAGCCGAUUGAACUUCUCAGCGGCCCCAUCCCGGAGGGUAGUUUAGUAUCGUACACGGACUGGGGUGCCGAGAAGGAUACUGCCGCACAGGAUGACUAUAAAGAAAAGUUGCAAAAAUUGGACGCUCGGGCGAUUUCGAACGAUCAGUGUAAGGAGCUGCUGAGUCCGUGGGAUUUACAGGACCUGGUGUACGAUACCAGGGUGUGCGUUUAUACGAAUGGCACGGGCAGCAUAUGCACGGGCAAUGUUGGAGGACCGUUGGUGAUGAUCGCAGAUGGACGGGCGCAGCUGGUUGGUGUUAUGUCCUACGUGUACAGAGCAUGCAACUCCCUCGUUCCGGGAGGAUUCGAAAGACUGUGGAAUCACCACGAAUGGAUCGCUGAAGAGUCCAGCGUCAACUACAGUGACACAAAUUUUGGUGAAAUGUGCCGCGUAGUACGGAACGUGGCAGCCCAAAUAUUAAUGCAAAAUAAAGAAACCGUUCGACGCCGGAGAGCUAUUAGAGCCGCUAAGGAGAACAGUGAGGCGUAGAGCUUAUAUCGCAAUGAAAUCGAUACGAUACGCGAUGUAUUAAAAACGAUUCAUUUGAA